Molecule: messenger RNA, 2110 nt
Organism: Acaulospora morrowiae
Lineage: Eukaryota; Fungi; Glomeromycota; Glomeromycetes; Diversisporales; Acaulosporaceae
Source: the annotation of a GenBank genome assembly
GUUCGAGCAACGUACAGUCUCACAAAAAAACAUUUUCGUGGUAAAAGACCUUGAGGACAUCAGCGACAACGAGUUCUCACAGCUACUUGAAGAUUUAACUUCUGUUGCCACAAUCACACUGGAGAACAAUAGGUUUAAUAACGCUAUGACGUUGACGACAGGCCAACAGCGCUCGACUUCCUUUACUAUGUCCCCUCUCCUCGGCUCAACACAAAAGGAGAGUGGGAACACUCGUGAUUAUGUUAACGACAUUGUUUCUUCGUCGAUAUAUCCACCACCAGCCCAAGACCCGCAAAGAGUCUUGCGUCAAAUGAUGAAUCUCUGUAAGCAUAUUUAUUCGAGAGGUCUGAUUGAAGGAAGUGGAAGUGAUGUAACGAUUAAAGCAUUUGACAAGGACUAUCACUUGCACAGGAUUAUCCUUUACCAAAAUCCUUAUUUUUCGGUGUUAUUGGAAGGACCGUGGAAAGAAAAUGGUCAAAAGGCAAUUGAGCUUCGAUUUGAUGACGAAAAUAUAACACGUGAUGCAUUCGAGAUUGCUUUAGGUCGUUUGUAUGGAAGAUUGGAUGAAGUCAUAUUGCCAUCUCAGGUUCUCAAUCUUUUAGCGACUUCGUCUUUUCUUGAUUUGCAAGAUUUAUGCGAAAUGUGCGUGGAGGUAGUAUUAAGGGACAUCAAGGAUGACACCGUCGUGCAUUAUCUUACUUUCGCAACAUCUCAUUUUUAUGGGCCCCAUUCUGAAAAGAUUACAGAGUCUUGUUUUACAUAUCUUUGCAGAGAAGGAUAUGAUAACAUGAGGCUCAAACCAGCAUUCUUGGCAUUACCCGCAGAGUGGUUAAAGAGAGUUAUCGAGAGCGAUGCAUUUUGGGUUCCAAAUGAAUACGAGAGGUACUUAUUUGCGAGGGAUAUAAUCGGUAAUCGAAGAAAAUUAUUAGUAGAGCAAAAAAGGCGAAAUUUAGUAUCCUUGUCGCUCGACAACUCGGAAUUAUCGGGAUUAAUUAAUAUGACUUCAGACAAUUCCGUUCCUGCUUCUCCAACCUCCCCAAGUAUGAAUAGACGAUCAAAUCAUUCGUAUGCCUGUCAUUCGAGACAAACUGCCUCUACAAGUACGAUAAAUUCGAUAUGUUCGAUCCCUUCGUCUGUGCAUAUUGAAAGUGAUGAAACAAUUUACACAGCCAUUUUCACCUACGCUGUUUAUUAUGCUCAUAUGACCUUUGAAGAGCUAAAUUCAAUUCUACAUGAUUGCGAUCCCACUACCAAUGCUCCCUUUGCUCCUGAAUAUGUGGUAAAAGAGGCACUAUGGCAACAAAUCGAUCUUCGCAACAAGAUCGAAAAUGCUGCAGAGACGGAUGGCACCUUGGGAAUUUCCUCUUCCGAGAUACCACCCAGUUCCACAGGAGUUCAUUUCGAGAUUCCUUCGGAUGACACAACUCACAUAGGAGAGCCGCUCACCGGAUUGGAGGAUAUGGUCGGAGGUGGAAAUAAAGUAAUGAAAGAUGGAGAAAGUAGAGGGAGCGUAGAGUAUUCUUUGUUUGCUCCUUUUAGGUUUAGUGUGGAGUUUUCUGAUGUCGCGAAACUGAAAGAAAAGCAAAGAGUUUACUCUGGAACAAAAUUCUACGCUGGGUCCAAUUGGAAUAUGUAUAUUCAGAAGAUAAAGACUCCUCGCAAGGGUAUACAACUUGGUGUGUAUUUGCACCGUCAUUCAAUGUCUGAUCCGGCAUCACCUUCAUCUUCAGCCAUGAAUGGAUCGCCAACAAACAAGAGUCCGACUUCCUCACCUGGUGCAGAUGAUCGAUAUUCCACCUCAACUCGUCAAACGCUGCAGAUGAAAAAUAAUAAUAGUGAAAGGAGCUUUUCAAGAUACGCAGAUAAGAGGAAAACGGUGAGGACUUGGUUUAAAAUCUUUUGCCCUGCUAGGGGCCCCAGCCACGUGUUAACCCAAUUCCAAAGCAGUCCUGAUAAUUUUGCAUUGAUGCAAAGUUGGGGAUGGAGGAGUUCAAGUCUUUGUCAGGAUGAUUAUCUUUUGGAUGUUCGUGACUACGAUGGUUCAACCAACGCCAUGCCUAAUUCCACCCCUUCAACAUUAAAGUUUUCGGUGGUGAUGGGACACGUGUGA